CCCAGCAUUCCCGACUCCCCGUUUCCGGCCCACCUCCGGGCCCCCCCCCCCACACUCCCCCAGAGCUGCCGGCGCCUGCGGCAGCGGCAAGAUGGCGGACGGCGACGGCUUUGGGGAAGCCGCGGCGGCUGCGGCCUUUUUUCCUGCCUCUGCCCACGGCCUGGGCCCGCCGCUGGGCUGGAAAGAGCGGCUGCGGGCCGGGCUGGCGGGAUCUGGGGGCUUUUUGUGGUUCGUGGCGGGGCUGGGGCUGCUUUACGCUCUGAGGGUCCCGUUGAGGCUGUGUGACCACUUGACAGCGGUGACAGGAUUUUUAAAUUCAUUGACACCGAAAUUCUAUGUGGCACUUACAGGAACAUCUUCUUUGAUAUCAGGACUAAUAUUUAUAUUUGAAUGGUGGUACUUCCAUAAACAUGGCACAUCUUUUAUUGAGCAAGUAUCAAUAAGCCAUUUGCGACCACUGAUGGGAGGCACAGAAAGCAGCAUUUCAGAGCCAGGUGCCCCUUCUAGCAAUAGAGAAGGUGAAAACAGCAGACAGAACUUCUCAGAAUGCAAGGUAUGGAGAAAUCCUCUAAACCUAUUCAGAGGAGCAGAAUAUAGGAGAUACACUUGGGUGACUGGUAAAGAGCCACUUACCUACUAUGAUAUGAACUUGUCAGCACAGGACCAUCAGACAUUUUUCACUUGUGAUACUGAUUUUUUACGUCCUUCAGACACAGUUAUGCAGAAGGCAUGGAGGGAAAGAAAUCCUCCAGCUCGCAUCAAAGCAGCCUAUCAAGCUUUAGAAUUAAACAAUGAUUGUGCCACUGCAUAUGUUCUACUGGCUGAGGAAGAAGCAACAACUAUUGUAGAUGCUGAAAGGUUAUUUAAACAGGCCCUCAAAGCAGGAGAAACAAUUUAUAGGCGAUCUCAACAAUGCCAGCACCAAAGUCCUCAACAUGAAGCUCAACUGAGGAGAGAUACCAAUGUGCUGGUAUAUAUUAAAAGAAGAUUGGCAAUGUGUGCAAGAAAAUUAGGAAGAAUAAAAGAAGCAGUGAAAAUAAUGAGAGAUUUGAUGAAAGAAUUUCCUCCUUUUACCAUGUUGAACAUCCAUGAAAAUCUCUUAGAAUCACUUUUAGAGUUACAGGCCUAUGCAGAUGUUCAGGCAGUACUAGCAAAAUAUGAUGAUAUAAGCCUUCCAAAGUCAGCAGCAAUCUGUUAUACAGCAGCACUAUUAAAAACAAGGACUGUCUCAGAUAAAUUCUCUCCAGAAACAGCCUGCAGAAGAGGAUUAAGCACAGCAGAAAUCAAUGCUGUGGAAGCAAUUCAUAGAGCUGUGGAAUUUAAUCCUCAUGUUCCAAAAUAUUUACUAGAGAUGAAAAGUUUAAUUUUACCUCCAGAACACAUUCUGAAACGAGGUGAUAGUGAAGCAAUUGCCUAUGCAUUCUUCCAUCUUCAGCACUGGAAACGGAUAGAAGGUGCUCUUAAUCUGUUGCAGUGUACAUGGGAAGGCACUUUUAGAAUGAUUCCAUACCCAUUAGAGAAAGGACAUCUAUUUUACCCUUAUCCCAGCUGCACAGAGACUGCUGAUAGAGAGCUAUUACCUACCUUUCAUCAUGUUUCUGUUUAUCCAAAGAAGGAGCUUCCUUUUUUCAUCCAUUUUACAGCAGGACUGUGUUCUUCUACAGCAAUGAUAGCCUUUCUCACCCACCAGUUUCCAGAAAUCAUGGGUGUUUUUGCUAAAGCUAUUUGAACUACUUUCCCAUUUCCUGAUCCAGGAAAUAUUUGAGGGCUGGUAUGAAAGAGGGUAUCCCUGGCUAUUUAUCCUCUAUAUACAUUUAUUAAUUAACAUCACUGAUUCAAGAUAAAAUUACCAAAGAAGAUUUCCUUUAAAUCUCCAAGUCUUUUUAAAAAAUGCAUCAUUCUUGUACAUCUUUAUCAGGUAAUAAGAGUUAAAACCCAAAAGAAAAUGCUGCUUCACUAUAUUCACAAAUAAAAGAAAUUAUGCAAUGAGAACCAUAGAAAAACUAGUCCUUACUUGGUAAUGUAUUUUCUAUAUUUUUCUCUGUAUGUCUCCAUUUUAAUUCCCUAUUGUCCUCACAAUUUCUUUUCCUGCCUUAAGAAUAGUUUAUUUUGUGCCUUACAAGUUAGCUGGCUUUCUUCUGACACCAGUGGUAAGAGCACUGGUUUUCCUUUUUCCCUGAAGAUCAACUGUAUAAUGUGUUAAGUUACCUCUAGCUGUAGGCCUAAGAGUCUGAAUAUACAUUUGAUUCUGGGUCAGGAUUCAAGAAGAAUGACUUCUCAAUGUUGUUCAUGGAGUAUAGACACUUGGAUUGGAAACUGACUAUUCUACUUUGUUUUAGUAUGAAAAGGAAACUUAGAGACUAUAUCACAAUUCUGUUACCUGCAGUAGUACUGACUGCAAAGUAAAUGUAUAUCUCAAGUGAAAUGCCGUCACUGUAUAGGGAAAAAAUGGACUAGAGAGAGAAAAAUUUCAUCCAUUUAACAGCUGAGGAAAAUGUACAACUGUGUAUUUAAAAGAUAUGAACAAACAAAUGAGUGAGGUGACUCUUGGAUUUUUCUCAAGGUAGUAGAAUGGGAAGGAAAAGAAAUAGAGCAAAGAGAGAGAUCUAGAAUCUGGAAUGGAUGUGUAGCAGCUAUUAGUUGUAUAUUUCUUUGAGUACUGGCUAACUUAAUGUGGUUAUGUACUCAAUAUAUGCUCUGUCCACCAGUGUCAGUACAUAGCCAUUUCAUUUACCAGAGAAGUCACUAAUGGCACUGAAAAGCCUUUGAGAUGGCCUAAGUUCCUUAGCACUCUAUAGGAGACUCUUGAGAAUGAAAAAUUACAUAUUUUACAGAAUAUUCUUCCUUUUCAGAUUAAAUUGAUAUACUGUGAUUCUGAUUAAUGAACAAUAAACAUUUAUUCACUUUUUGUAUAAUUGAUGAUAUAUGAUAUUAAAA
Dipodomys ordii (Ord's kangaroo rat) is the source of this 2937-nucleotide messenger RNA. RefSeq names its product suppression of tumorigenicity 7 like (gene St7l). Gene Ontology annotation, molecular function: protein binding. The transcript is spliced from 15 exons. The record is from RefSeq and is a predicted model, not a curated record. The coding region runs from base 92 to 1729 and encodes 545 amino acids. NCBI's taxonomy places the organism in Eukaryota, Metazoa, Chordata, Mammalia, Rodentia, Heteromyidae.